UUUCACUUGAUUUUACUUGUCCACACUAUUACAUUUCUUUCUGAUUUUAGUCAGACAAGUGGAUAGUCGAGUGAUUGUAAUCUGUGUAUAGAGAUAUAAUGACGUCCAAAGUAUCGCGUGAUACUCUUUAUGAAUGUGUGAAUGCUGUCCUCCAACACUCACAAGACAAAAAAAGGAAAUUCUUAGAAACAGUGGAGCUCCAAAUUGGAUUGAAGAAUUAUGAUCCACAAAAGGACAAACGUUUCUCAGGCACUGUCAAGUUAAAAAAUAUUCCAAGACCAAAAAUGCAAGUUUGUGUUUUGGGAGACCAACAACAUUGUGAUGAAGCUAAAGCUAACAAUAUUCCAUAUAUGGAUGCAGAAGCAUUGAAAAAAUUGAAUAAAAAUAAAAAACUUGUGAAAAAACUAGCCAAAAAAUAUGAUGCUUUCUUAGCUAGUGAAUCUUUAAUUAAACAAAUUCCACGUAUUCUUGGUCCUGGUCUAAAUAAAGCUGGUAAAUUUCCUGGUCUUCUUUCUCAUCAAGAAUCAAUGGUAGGGAAAAUUGAUGAAGUGAAAGCUACAAUUAAAUUUCAAAUGAAAAAGGUAUUAUGUUUGUCAGUAGCUGUAGGACAUGUGGAAAUGACUCCAGAUGAACUAGUACAAAAUGUACAUCUUUCAAUUAAUUUUUUGGUUUCAUUAUUGAAAAAACAUUGGCAAAAUGUGCGUUCUCUUCACAUUAAAUCUUCAAUGGGACCUCCUCAAAGAUUAUAUUAAUGUAAUUGGUAUAAUAAUAUUUCUCAUGCAUAAUGAAAAAAUAAAACAAGAAUAAAAGUGUAA
Apis laboriosa (Himalayan honeybee) is the source of this 815-nucleotide messenger RNA. RefSeq names its product 60S ribosomal protein L10a (gene RpL10Ab). Gene Ontology annotation, biological process: translation. Gene Ontology annotation, molecular function: RNA binding; structural constituent of ribosome. The record is from RefSeq and is a predicted model, not a curated record. Gene Ontology annotation, cellular component: large ribosomal subunit. NCBI's taxonomy places the organism in Eukaryota, Metazoa, Arthropoda, Insecta, Hymenoptera, Apidae. Bases 99 to 752 code for a protein of 217 amino acids. The transcript has 5 exons.